This is a messenger RNA of Actinia tenebrosa (Australian red waratah sea anemone), 2268 nucleotides long. RefSeq names its product AP-1 complex subunit mu-1. NCBI's taxonomy places the organism in Eukaryota, Metazoa, Cnidaria, Anthozoa, Actiniaria, Actiniidae. Gene Ontology annotation, cellular component: clathrin adaptor complex. Gene Ontology annotation, biological process: vesicle-mediated transport; intracellular protein transport. The record is from RefSeq and is a predicted model, not a curated record.
CACGUCGGUUUUGAUCAGCAUCACCGAGGUUUUAAUAAGAUCCAAUUUUCUUUCUUCAAAAACCCUUCCUUUUUAAGUUCAGUGAGUAUUUCUGGUUGGAUCCCGCAAAUUUACCCGUUCAAAAUGGCGAUGUCUGCCGUCUACGUGUUGGACGUGAAGGGAAAGGUCAUAAUUUCAAGGAAUUAUCGAGGCGACAUUGAUAAUUCGUCCAUUGACAAGUUUAUGCCUUUGGUUUUGGAGAAGGAAGAUGAGGGUGAUACUCAGUCACCGAUCUGUGUCCAUGGCGAAGUUACGUUCGUGUACAUCAAGUACAAUAACCUAUACCUUGUCUGUACAACGAAGAAGAAUGCCAAUGUAGCGCUUAUAUUUGUCUUCUUGCACAAGAUGGUCCAAGUGUUUUUAGAUUACUUCAAAGAGCUUGAGGAAGAAAGUAUCCGUGACAACUUUGUGAUCAUAUACGAGCUGAUGGAUGAGUUGAUAGACUUUGGGUACCCACAGUUUACUGAGACAAAGAUUCUCCAAGAAUAUAUUACACAGGAAGGACAUAAGCUAGAGUUAGCACCAAAACCACCACCUGCGCUAACGAAUGCUGUGUCAUGGAGAGGAGAUAAUAUCAAGUACCGUAAGAAUGAAGUGUUCUUGGACGUCAUUGAAUCUGUCAAUCUGAUGGUCAGUUCAUCUGGUAAUGUUCUACGUAGUGAAAUCAACGGCACAGUCAAAAUGAGGUGUUACUUGUCAGGAAUGCCAGAACUGAGGCUGGGACUGAACGACAAGGUCUUGUUUGAAAGCACAGGAAGAGGAAAAAGUAAAGCAGUUGAGCUGGAGGAUGUCAAAUUCCAUCAGUGUGUGCGUCUGUCCAGGUUUGAAAAUGACCGUACUAUCUCUUACAUUCCACCUGAUGGAGAGUUUGAGCUGAUGUCAUAUCGUCUAAAUACCCAUGUGAAGCCAUUGAUCUGGAUUGAGUCGGUCAUUGAGCGCCACUCCCACAGUAGAGUUGAAUACAUGAUAAAAGCGAAAAGCCAGUUCAAGAGGCGCUCAACAGCAAACAAUGUAGAGAUUCUUAUCCCAGUACCACAAGAUGCUGAUUCACCUAAAUUCAAGACAACUGUAGGGAGCGCUAAAUAUGCACCCGAACAGAAUCUUGUAAUCUGGAAUAUCAAGUCCUUUCCUGGUGGAAAGGAGUUCUUGUUGAGGGCUCAUUUCAAUCUGCCAAGCGUUGAAGCAGAGGAGAGUCAGGGAAGACCUCCCAUUAAACUCAAGUUUGAGAUUCCUUACUUUACUGUAUCUGGAAUCCAGGUCAGAUAUUUGAAGAUCAUAGAAAAGAGUGGUUACCAGGCCCUGCCAUGGGUGCGAUAUAUUACUCAGAAUGGAGAUUAUCAGUUGAGGACCACAUAAACAAGCUACCCAGAACCCAGAAUGUCUAUCAUUCAUUACGUAUACAAGUACCUACCUCUGAUUGGCUUAUUUCCUGCUUAAUCACCCAAUCAUAAUGAAUAAUAAUAGAACUGCCAAUAGCAUGGAAAAUAUACGCGCGAAAAGAGAACAACCGUUGGCAUUAUAGUGUCAUUUUACCACCACUACCAAAAUGCUUUGCGAAUUUUCUUUUUUAUUCAAAUUUGUAUUCCCUCAAUUGGUGCUAAUUAACUGAACGAAAGAAAGUGUUCAAGGGAUUCUGGUAGUGGCAGUAAAUGAUGCUAUAAUGCAAGUGACCUAAUUUCUUAAUGACGGAGGAAGAAUGUAUUAUGCAUGCUUGGAAUAUUACAAUGGAGAAGUCAACUUUGGAUAGCCGUCGGCUUUAAUCCUCUCUCCUCUCCAUCCUCCCUCCUUAAAACAUUUAUUUUAUACACCGAAUCGAAAAAUGGCAAUCAAUUUGAAUAACUAUUGUUCUACACUGACUAGCGACUGACUAGCCUCCUAUACAUGUGAAAAUGCUUUUAUGUUUCCAUGUGAACACGAGGCUAGUUAGUCGCUAGUCAGUGGAGAACAAUAGUUAUUCAAAUUGAUCGCCAUAUUUCGAUUCGGUGUAUUGCUACCUUAAAAGCAUCACUCUCAAACAGAAAAAUCCAGCUAGAAAACUAGAAAACAUUUUGUUUUGUUGUAUUUGUUUGUAAGAAUGUUUCCAUAAGCUUCCAUCAUUUUCUCGAGCAUGCGUAGUAUGUCUUCAUCUCUAGGGUUGAUUUUGAUGCAAGAGUUUUUCUCGCUCAUUACCUUAAAUGAAUCUGUGUCAAGAAUGACCCGAAUUCUAUACAGGAAAAAAAAAAAAAAAGC